Messenger RNA from Salvia miltiorrhiza (redroot sage), 3827 nucleotides. RefSeq names its product LRR receptor-like serine/threonine-protein kinase ERL1. The transcript has 27 exons. Gene Ontology annotation, molecular function: protein kinase activity; receptor serine/threonine kinase binding; ATP binding. Gene Ontology annotation, biological process: protein phosphorylation. The coding region runs from base 511 to 3495 and encodes 994 amino acids. NCBI's taxonomy places the organism in Eukaryota, Viridiplantae, Streptophyta, Magnoliopsida, Lamiales, Lamiaceae. The record is from RefSeq and is a predicted model, not a curated record.
GGGAAGCGGCAGUACGGCUGACGGCCGCUGCUAACACCUCACAUCCUUUACUUCAAACUGUUUAACGUCGCUUCACCGCCGUUUCCUCUCUCUCUCUCUCUCUCUUUCUCCACGUACAAAUCCAUAAUCACACUAUUUUCUCUCUCUUCAUAACGCAACGUUGCAAAUAGUGUAGCUUUUUGUGUGUUACAGUACACUGCGUCUGUGCGGGCAGUGCUGUUGCCAAACAUUUAACGCUCUCUCUCUCUCUUCCCUAAUUGCUUCUGCUGCUCUGCCUUCCAGAUCACGCCAAACGCCUGCUUCUUUUGUUGCUCUCUCUCUCCUAACACAUAUUCCUACAUUCACUGCCACCAAGUAUCACGAUUCAGCUAUGAGGAGAGAGAGAUGAAGGAUAAGAUGCGACUGACCAACUGAGAGAAAAUCUCGCUCCGAUACUCGUUUUUUUGAUUGUAUUUUCGUACUUUCUCUUUCUCUUCCUCUCUUCUCUCUCUCUGCUUGUGCGUUUGAAGAAUGGUAGAUGAACAGGACUUCUCUAUGCAGAAGAGUAAGACGAACUUGAAAGCGAGUUUCCUCCAUUUUGUGCUCGCCUUCUUCAUUCUACUUCCUCUCGCCUCAUCUCUCAGCGAUGAAGGCAAAGCGUUAAUGUCGAUUAAAGCUUCGUUCAGCAACGUGGCAAAUGUGCUGCUGGACUGGGAUGAAGUGCACAAUGAUGAUUUCUGUUCAUGGAGAGGUGUAUCUUGUGGAAAUCUCACCAUGUCUGUUGUUGCUCUGAAUCUCUCAAAUCUCAACUUGGGUGGAGAAAUCUCACCUGCCAUUGGAGAUUUGAGGAACCUUGAGUCUGUAGACCUUCAAGGAAACAAAUUAACGGGUCAAAUCCCAGACGAGAUUGGAAACUGUGUCUCACUUGAACUUCUUGAUGUUUCUGAGAACCUUCUUGAAGGUGACAUUCCCUUCUCGAUCUCUAAGCUUAAGCAGCUUGAGCUAUUGAACUUGAAGAACAAUCAGCUUACUGGUCCAAUUCCUUCGACAUUAACGCAAAUUCCUAAUCUGAAAACUCUGGAUCUUGCUCAAAACCAGCUUACAGGAGAGAUACCAAGGUUGAUUUACUGGAAUGAAGUGCUACAAUAUCUUGGUUUGCGAGGAAACAUGCUGACGGGAAUACUGUCCCCCGAUAUCUGCCAACUGACCGGCCUUUGGUAUUUUGAUGUUAGGGGCAAUAACCUCACAGGGCCUAUACCCGACAACAUUGGUAACUGUACAAGCUUUGAGAUUCUGGAUAUUUCCUACAAUCAGAUCACUGGAGAGAUUCCAUACAAUAUUGGGUUUCUACAAGUGGCUACACUGUCUUUACAGGGAAACAUGUUGACUGGAAAGAUUCCUGAGGUGAUAGGCCUGAUGCAGGCCCUUGCUGUUCUGGAUUUAAGUGAAAAUGAAUUAGUUGGACCAAUUCCACGGAUUCUUGGCAACCUCUCUUACACAGGAAAACUGUAUCUCCAUGGCAACAAACUUACUGGUCCCAUACCUCCUGAGCUGGGAAAUAUGACAAAGCUUAGCUAUUUGCAAUUGAAUGAUAACCUGCUGACUGGUGGUAUUCCUGCCGAGCUUGGGAAAUUGGAGCAACUUUUUGAACUGAAUCUGGCUAACAACAAACUUGAAGGUCCCAUUCCUGAAAAUAUAAGCUCUUGCACAGCAUUGAAUCAGUUCAAUGUGCAUGGUAACCAAUUAAAUGGAUCCAUUCCCUCUGGCUUGAAGCAUCUAGAGAGCCUCACAUAUCUGAAUCUGUCUUCCAACGAAUUCAGGGGCAGCAUCCCAGUUGAGCUGGGGCACAUAAUCAAUCUUGAUACACUGGAUCUUUCAAGCAACAAUUUCUCAGGAACUAUUCCUGCCUCUGUUGGUGACCUGGAGCAUCUCCUUACUCUGAAUUUGAGUUACAAUCGUAUCAUUGGACCCAUUCCUGCCGAAUUUGGUAAUCUGAGGAGCAUUCAGACCAUGGAUAUUUCAUUCAACAAGUUGUCGGGCAGCAUCCCCGGAGAGUUGGGCCAACUGCAAAACUUAGCCUCUCUAAUAUUGAAUAACAAUGAUCUCAGUGGAAAAAUCCCGGAACAACUAAGUAAUUGCUUGAGCCUUGAUAAGCUGAAUGUUUCUUACAACAACAUUAGUGGGAUUGUUCCUGUAGGCAGAAACUUCUCUCGUUUUUCACCUGACAGCUUCAUUGGGAAUCCCUUACUCUGCGGUCACUGGUUGGGCUCAAUAUGUGAUCCUUACCCUCCUAAAGCUAAAGCUUUGUUUUCAAGAACCACAGUUGUAUGUAUUGCAUUGGGUCUCAUCACAUUGCUAUCAAUGGUAUUAGUUGCUAUUUACAAAUCCAACCAACCGAAGCAGUUCAUAAAGGGCUCCAAGAACACACUGCAAGGUUCAUCGAAACUUGUUGUCCUUCAUAUGGAUAUGGCAAUACACACGUACGAGGAUAUAAUGAGGCUCACAGAAAAUUUGAGUGAGAAAUACAUAAUAGGAUAUGGAGCUUCCAGCAUAGUAUACAAAUGUGCGUUGAAGAAUUCCCGACCAAUUGCAAUUAAGCGACUCUACACGCAGUUUCCUCACGAUUCUCGUGAGUUUGAGACCGAAUUAGAGACAGUUGGAAGCAUAAGGCACAGGAACCUUGUCACCUUGCAUGGUUACUCCCUCUCUCCCCAAGGAAACCUUCUCUUCUAUGAUUACAUGGAUAAUGGCUCUCUUUGGGAUCUCCUUCACGGUCAUUCCAAGGUAAAACUAGACUGGGAAACACGUCUGCGAAUUGCUGUUGGAGCUGCACAUGGACUUGCUUACCUCCACCACGACUGCAACCCGAAGAUCAUCCACAGGGACGUCAAGUCUUCCAACAUCCUACUCGAUGAGAACUUUGAAGCUCAUCUUUCUGAUUUUGGGAUUGCAAAAUGUCUGCCUGCGGCUAAAACUCAUGCAUCAACUUAUGUUCUUGGCACAAUAGGCUACAUUGACCCUGAGUAUGCUAGGACGUCUAGGCUGACUGAGAAGUCGGAUGUCUAUAGCUUUGGCAUUGUGCUUUUGGAGCUGCUCACAGGAAAGAAGGCUGUGGACAAUGACUCAAAUUUGCAUCAGCUGGUGCUGUCCAAAGCAGACGACAACACUUUGAUGGAGGCCGUGGACCCUGAGGUGUCCAUCACGUGCAUGGACUUAACCCAUGUGAGAAAAGCCUUUCAGCUGGCGCUGCUCUGCACGAAGCGCCACCCAUCUGAGAGGCCAACAAUGCACGAGGUGUCUAGAGUCCUAGUGUCGCUGCUGCCACCACCUCCUGCCAAGAAACCUUGCUCCACGCCUCCUAAAAGCAUUGACUACACCAAGUUCGUGAUUGGCAAGGGGCAGCAACAGGAGCAGCCUCAUCCGCAAACGCCUCAGCAGCAGCAGCACGAUACCAACUCCUCGGAUGCUCAAUGGUUUGUUAGGUUCGGAGAAGUGAUAUCGAACAACACUUUGUAAAAAAGUUGGUUUCUGGCUCGUGCUUUGUGAUAUGAUUGAAUGCGAUGAAGAUGGAGUUGAAGAAGGCAUUCCCAAUUUUGUUCCCUCAGUUUGAUGGAUUGGAGGGGAAAGAAAGGCUGUUAUUGCUUUUCCUGCAUCUUUUAGCAAUAGCAGAUCAAAUGUCAUGCAACUUGUUGCAAAAAAAAAAAAAAAAAAAAAAAGAAAAUUUGUAAUUCAUUUUAUUUUGGUGUUUUAUUAGGCUUUUUAUGAUAUCAAAGCUUGGUAGUGUUAGCAGUUUGUCCAUAUUUGUACUGCUGCCCCUAAUUAAUGCAACUCACAUGGAUUCUGCCGCA